AUGUCAAAUGUUUUUCCAAGUGGUGCUGGAGCUCACUUGUUUAGAUCCUGGUCAACAUUUAUCAACCGCUCGAUUAUACUCACUCCCGAGGCUGACCGGACUGACAAGAAAGACACAACUGCCUUUAAUACAUGGAAAGAUAUAAUCAUACCAGGAAACGUCGACGAUGCUAUGACCAAAAAUGGACAACCUGAUGUUCAGCCUUUGCCUGUAUCAAAGAGGAAGUAUUUAGCAAACUAUUUAGGUCGUGCGCAAGGGAAGGCUGGUAGGCUUAAAUUGAUAGAACUUUCAAAGCAAUAUCCUGAUAAGGUUAAUCCAUCAGAAUGUAAUGGUCACCAAAGUUACCAGUUUUCUUCUACCAAGACUCACGCCGCCGUUGCCGCCGUUGUUACCAAUAUUGUUGGCCCGACUGCUACUGCUCCGGCUACUAGCGUCUAUGAGCUUCUUGAGUGCCCUGUCUGUACCUAUUCUAUGUACCCUCCUAUCCAUCAGUGUCAUAAUGGACACACGUUGUGCUCGACUUGUAAAGUGAGGGUGCAUAACCGGUGUCCCACUUGUAGACAAGAACUUGGAGAUAUUAGAUGUUUAGCUCUUGAGAAAGUUGCUGAGUCGCUUGAGCUGCCUUUGGGAUCCUAA
This is a messenger RNA of Camelina sativa (false flax), 636 nucleotides long. NCBI's taxonomy places the organism in Eukaryota, Viridiplantae, Streptophyta, Magnoliopsida, Brassicales, Brassicaceae. The record is from RefSeq and is a predicted model, not a curated record.